Molecule: messenger RNA, 939 nt
Organism: Hippopotamus amphibius kiboko
Lineage: Eukaryota; Metazoa; Chordata; Mammalia; Artiodactyla; Hippopotamidae
Product: olfactory receptor 5-like
Exons: 1
Coding region: 1-939 (312 amino acids)
Biological process (GO): G protein-coupled receptor signaling pathway
Cellular component (GO): membrane
Molecular function (GO): G protein-coupled receptor activity; olfactory receptor activity
Source: RefSeq, a predicted model, not a curated record
AUGGAGAGAUCCCUGGAUGUAGGCAACAUGACCAGGGUCCAGGAAUUUGUCUUGCUGGGCUUGUCCACAAGACCAGAAAUAAGGGAGGUCCUGUUUGCCGUCUUCCUGGCCCUCUACCUGCUGACCCUCCUGGAGAACACCCUCAUCAUCUUCCUUGUCUGCAGUCACAGCGAGCUCCACAAGCCCAUGUACUUCUUCCUGGGCCACCUGAGCUGCCUGGAGAUGUGCUACGUGUCAGUGACCACGCCCAGCCUGCUUGUGGGGCUGUGGACUGGGCCCUACCACGUGCCCUUCACAGCCUGCAUGACCCAACUCUUCUUCUUCAUCUCCCUCAUCUGCACGGAGUGCACCCUCCUGGCCUCCAUGGCCUACGACCGCUAUGUGGCCAUCUGCCACCCACUCCGCUACCCACUGCUCAUGAGACCCCAGGUCUGCCUGGGCUUGGCCAUGACAUCAUGGCUUGGUGGGCUGCUGGUCUCGGUGGCCAAGACAACGUGCAUUGCCAGCCUGUCCUACUGUGGCCCCAACGUCCUCAACCACUUCUUCUGUGACGUCUCCCCUCUGCUCAACCUGUCCUGCACCCAUGUGGCCCUGACGGAGCUGGUGGACUUCAUCUCCGCCAUCGUCAUCCUCUGGGGUUCCCUCCUGGUGGCCAUGGCCUCCUACGUGGCCAUUGGUAGGGCUGUACUCCGCAUGCCCUCAGCGGCCGCCUGCCGCAAGGCCUUCUCCACCUGCGCCUCCCACCUGGUAGUGGUGGGCAUCUUCUACUCAGCCACUCUCUUCAUCUACUGCCGCCCCAGCCGCAUCGAAUCCAUGGACCUCAACAAGGUGCUGUCGGUCAUCUACACGGUGGCCACGCCCCUGUGCAACCCCGUCAUCUACUGCCUGCGGAACCAGGAGGUCCAGACAGCAUUCCAUAGAACCCUACACUGGUCCUGA